Molecule: messenger RNA, 369 nt
Organism: Gloeophyllum trabeum ATCC 11539
Lineage: Eukaryota; Fungi; Basidiomycota; Agaricomycetes; Gloeophyllales; Gloeophyllaceae
Exons: 1
Source: RefSeq, a predicted model, not a curated record
AUGUCUGAACCUGCCCCAACUCCCCCUCCCGAUACACCUCCCCCUGCGUCUCCGGCUCCACCGUUAUUGGACGACGAUGACCUUCCCGUGGCGGCGGCGUCUCCUCCCUCGCGCGAUCUCGGUGCCACUCCACCUGCUGCCGACACUGCCAACGACGACGGACGCCCUCGCACUCCCACUGGGACCCAACCUCCUGUUCAUGUAUUCAAUACGCCGGUCUCUCUUCCAUCGAACCGGCCGCUCGCCUCUCGAAAACUCCAGAGUCAAGACGUCGAUCUGGCGACAUUGAAGACAGAGGCCGGCGGUGAGGCAUCAAGGCUACGAGUUGGACCAGUGUCCAUGAAGGACUUUAUGCGCCUUACCUUCGGC